GGCGGCUGUCUGUCUGUCUGGCGAGAGAGGGAGCUGGAUGAGGCGGACUUGCAGGUAUUUGUAGGGAUGCAGUUCUUUGGCCGCCUGGUAGAGACCCUGAACACUGUGAGCAAUCUCUUCGCCAAUCCUUACCGUGUGCGGGAGGUCCCAUUGUCUGAGUAUGCACCUCACAACAAAGUCAUGGAUGAUGGCCGAGUGGUGCUUUACCGAACAGUGCACUCCUGGGACUGCUUGCUCAUCAGUCCAAGCACACCUCAAAAUGCUUUCAGGUUGUUCCAGGUAAGCUCUGAAGUGGAGGCAAGAACUGUCUUCUUACAGUUUGCGCAGAAGAUGAGGCCAUUCUAUGAGAUCGCAUCGGACUCGCUGAAACUCGACACUGUGCAGCAGCUGACUGACUGUUUGCGAAGCCACCCAGACUGGCCCCUGGCCCACGUAGCUGUGGAGAUGGGCAUGAAGGAGAGCUUCCGCCACAAUCACAUCAUGAGCUGCAUCAACGACACAGAAACUGAAGAGGGCAUCACUCCUCUACACCUGGCUUGCAAGAAGGGGGACAUAGACUGCAUUUGUGAGCUCGUGGAAGGAUGUGGAGUUCGCUUGGACAUUGCAGAUAAGAACAGGGAGACGGUCUUCCACUAUGCUGCUAAGCUGUCAAGUUGUCAGAUCAUUGAGUUGUUAAGUAAACAGCGUUCUAUUGGAGUGAAUCAUUUGAGCAACAACGGCGAGACGCCACUUCACAUUGCUUGUCGAUUGGGGAGAGCUGAUGUGGUCAAGUCCUUACUCCAAUGCCAAGCUAGUUGUAACAUCGUUGGAUCACAUGGUUAUCCAAUCCAUACGUCCAUGAAGUUCAUUCAGGUUGGAUGUGCUGAGGCUAUUCUUGAAGCAGACUCAAAACAGGUCCAUAGUGAAGACACUUGUUAUGGUGGGACACCUCUUCAUUGGGCCAAGAAAGCUGAGAUGAUCCGGCUGCUGAUUAACCAUGGAUGUAGCUUGAACUACUUGAGUAAAACCGGAGAAACAGCAUUGCACAUCAUGGUGAAACGUGAGCGUUUUGAGUGUGCUUUGGCACUUUUGGUGCAUGGAGCUGAUACAAAUAUAAAGGGAGAAAGUGGGAAUACACCUCUUCACCUUGCCAUGAAGCUUGAUAACUUGGAACUCAUCAAGGCUCUGAUUGUGUUUGGUGCUGAUGUGAAAUCCCCCAAUGAUUUUGGAGAGUCGCCUGGUUUAAUUGCUGCUCGACACAGUAAAGGCAAUAAUCGGAAGGUGAUGCUGAGCCUACUGUAUAGUAUAGGGGCUGAAUGCUGUUACCCGCCUUCUGACUCCCCCACAUCGUCAGCUAGACAUCCUGCAAGACCAGCCCCUGUGAGAGGCAACACUGGAUUAGGAUAUGAUGAUAUUCUGGGGAUUGCCACUGUGCUUGGGUCCUUAUCAAAAGGAAUGGAUGUUCCAGAUGCUGAUGGGUAUAGGCACCGGAGAUAUGAUCGGUUGCUGUGCCUGGACGGGGGAGGAAUCCGAGGUCUCGUCCUAAUUCAGCUGCUAAUUGCCAUUGAACAGACAGCAGGCCGACCAAUUCGAGAGCUCUUUGAUUGGAUAUCAGGCACCAGCACCGGGGGAAUUCUGGCUCUUGCCAUCGUACAUGGAAAAUCCAUGGAGUACCUGCGCUGUCUUUAUUUCCGGAUGAAAGAUGAGGUUUUUAAGGGAUCCAGACCAUUCUCAUCAGUUCCACUCGAGGAGUUUUUAAAGAAGGAAUUUGGGGAAAAUACCAAAAUGACAGAUGUUAUAAAACCUAAAGUCAUGGUGACUGGAACUCUCGCAGAUCGACAUCCUGGAGAACUCCAUCUGUUCCGCAACUACGAUCCACCGGAGUUGCAACAUGACCCACCGUAUCUACGCACAGCAGAGUUCCAGGCUCUCACCCAACCUAAAGACCAGCUAGUGUGGCGAGCAGCUCGAUGCAGUGGUGCGGCCCCUACCUACUUCCGACCCAUGGGACGUUUUCUGGAUGGGGGACUUCUUGCAAAUAAUCCAACGCUGGAUGCCUUGACUGAAAUUCAUGAAUACAAUCAGAAUCUGAAGAGAAAGGGCAGAGAGAAUCAGGUGAAGAGACUUGGCAUUGUGGUUUCACUUGGGACAGGAAAACCGCCGCAGGUACCUGUGUCCUCUGUUGACGUCUUUCGACCUUCCAAUCCUUGGGAGCUGGCUAAAACUGUCUUUGGUGCCCGGGAGCUGGGCAAGAUGGUAGUUGACUGUUGCACUGAUUCUGAUGGUCGAGCAGUGGAUCGAGCCAGAGCUUGGUGUGAAAUGGUGGACAUUCCGUACUUUAGGUUGAACUCUCAGUUGAAGACCGAUGUGAUGCUGGAUGAGAUCAAUGAUACCAUUUUAGUCAACAUGCUUUGGGAUACUCAAAUCUACAUCCACCAAGAGAGGAAAAGAAUCCAAGAGCUUGCCCACUUUCUGUUAAGUGCUUGACUUUUGGGGAAGGACGAUCAAUAGAUGACUGACUGAAUCAAUGACUGAAUGUUUGAGCUGACUGAAUUUUUGCCACGUAUUUAAUAUUUAAUUUUUUUUUACUAGUGACGACUAAAACUAAAUUAUUGUAUAUUGCAAUAUCUCAACCCAACAAAAACUCACAAUGCCUGAGACUUUUGUGCCUUGUGGAAAUAAAAUCAAGAAGAAAUAGAGAAGGAAUUCUGGUCAAGAGUGUAUUCAGCCGUAAAUCUCAUAACCUCUCUUUUUCUCUUCAGCGAUGCACUAGCUGAGUGUUCCCAGCAUUUAUAUUUGACAGUGUUACUGAGGGGUAGCUGCUGAUUAGAAGCCAGGAUCCAGUCUGACAGGCUGAUGGUACGCACAAACUUACCUGUCCUUACCAAAUCAGCUGGAAACCCUUUGGAUUUUUGCCGGAGAAAAGCCAAGAGCCAACUGCAUCUGACCAGAUUGUUUAUCCAAUCUGUUAAUGGUACAUAGUAUUUGGAUGAUGGGUCAGUGUGAUUUUGUUAAUAUAAACUUUAAAAUAUAUUAUACAUAACAGUAAUUAUAACCAUGCAGAAUUAUGCAUUUUUUGAUAUGCCUUAUUAUAUCUCUUUCAGUUUUGACUCAUUACUGUUACCCAGCCUGUUAAAGUUCUUGAACUGAGAAAGAGGCCUGAUAUCACUAAAAACCAAGAUGUCCCAAAUACAUUAAGGGGAAUAUAAUUUGAAAAAUAUAUCCUUUUGUCUUUGAACUUUGGCAUCGCUUCAGACCUCUGAUAACACAAGGUUUGUUAAUGUUUGCAAGAAAAACACAUUUUCCUUUAUCAGACUGGGUAGACAAGCUCAAUUUGUAGACUAAUCAACAUGAUUUGUUAAUUGUUCAUUGGGUUAAUGGGAAAACAAAUUAUAUUCUCCACAAUCCUAACCGAAAUUCAAUCAAAGUCAAUGCUUUCCUGUGGAAGCUAAGUGAAGGUUUAAGGAUAAUGUUUUGUUCUUAAUUACAAGAGAGUGUGAAGUUGUAAAUGCAGAUUGGUGUUCCUCUCCCUCUACCCCUAUUAUGUUUAGAAUAUGGAUUCAGGACAGCCUCUAUAUGUGAACAGUUAGUCCACCUCUGUGAUGGAAGCCAUAAUAUUCCAUGCACCGUGUUCAGAUGAAGGGUCCCAACCUGAAACACCGACUGUCCAUUUCCCUCCAUAAAUGCCUGCCUGACCCCCUGAGUUCCUCCAGCACCUCUGUGUGUUGCUCCAACAUUCCACGCACUUUUUAUGGAACAUAGCGGAUUGCAAGUUAGCUGUGGUGUUUCAUAGAGUUAUGCAUCACAGAAACAGACCCUUCGGCCCAACUCAUCCAUGCUGACCAAGAUGCCUGUUUUAUAUACAUUAUAACCCUGGUUAAGCAUCUUUGGUUCUAAAGCACAUUGGAGUGUCCAGAAGUUGUAAAAGGCACAGAUCUUUACUCUAAAGUCUUUAAUAGAAAAGAUUGUACGUUGCCCCAGAAAACUGUAACGUUGAUGGAUUGCAUAGACUUGUUUUGAAUAUCCGUUUAUUCUAAUUGACACUGAACUGACAGUCUUACAUAUGAAUUUUUAACAUACUUAAAUAUUUGCACUCCACUUUGUUGUGUUCUACGAAAGCUGAGAGUUACAAGUUACAUAAAUGCUGCUGUACUGUGUUGUCUGAAAGAAGACCAGACAAACUAUACCAUUAUACAAGCAGAAUAUUUCCUCUAAAUGAUGCAAAGAGGAUGGUUCAAACUGGAACGCAGAGUCUCUCUGUUCUAUCAUCCGUGUCUAUGAACUUAUUAACAUGAUUUUGCAUUAAUAGUGUAUGAUGUAAUUUAAAUAAAAGAGUAUAACAAAACAAGAUGAAUGCACUUCAGUCAGUUGGAUUGGACCAAAGGAAGGGAGAUUUUCGUCUUCACAGAAGGAUGAGCUGGGACC
Molecule: messenger RNA, 4404 nt
Organism: Pristis pectinata (smalltooth sawfish)
Lineage: Eukaryota; Metazoa; Chordata; Chondrichthyes; Rhinopristiformes; Pristidae
Gene: pla2g6
Product: phospholipase A2, group VI (cytosolic, calcium-independent)
Exons: 17
Coding region: 67-2466 (799 amino acids)
Biological process (GO): cardiolipin acyl-chain remodeling; positive regulation of ceramide biosynthetic process
Cellular component (GO): mitochondrion
Molecular function (GO): protein binding
Source: RefSeq, a predicted model, not a curated record